GUGCUCAAAAGAGUUGAGCGAAGCAUCUGGAUCAAAGCAGCGGCAGCUACGUCUCAUCUGACGGCAGAGGACAGAGGGACACUCGGCCGCGAAACGCACAGCAUCUGUAAGAACGAGACCAAAAUGAAUCCGGUUUACAGCCCUUCACCAACAGGGGUUCCCUUUACCAAUACUAAAGGUUUAGGCUACCCAGCUGGAUUCCCUGUUGGCUACGCAACUGCUCCAGCGUAUAAUCCCAACAUCUACGCAGGAGCAAAUGCAGCCUUCCCGAGUGGUUACGCCCCGGGCACUCCUUUCAAAAUGUCCUGCUCUCCCAACACGGGCACAGUCCCACCCUACACCUCCUCGCCCAACCCCUACCCUGCUGCUGUUUACCCUGUCAGGAGCACCUACCCCCAACAGAACCCAUAUGCACAGGCAUUAAUACCCUCACAACAGCAGGGCACUUACUACACACAGCCGCUGUACGCUGCACCGCCUCAUGUUAUCCAUCACACGACGGUGGUCCAGCCGAACGGGAUGCCUGCCAUGUAUGCCCAGACCAUCCCUCAUCACCGCCCCAACGGCGUCACCAUGGGGAUGGUAGCAGGCACCACCAUGGCCAUGUCCGCUGGGACUUUGUUGACAACUCCAUCACCAGCAUCUGUUGCCCCCCACCCGGUCACGAUGCCCACAUAUCGGACUCCCGGCACACCCAGCUACAGCUAUGUGCCGCCGCAGUGGUGAAGAGAGGGAAGCGUUAGGAGAUGGUAGAUAUGCAUUCACACUCUACUCCAGUGUUUUCUGCUCUUGGUGAAGACCUGCUCUGCCAGAGUUUGCAACCAGUUACUCCUCUUCCAGCAUAAUGUGAAUCUUAAAACCCAACUUCAUACAGAGAGGGCGCCAUUCAGACAAGGAGGUGGUGAAGAAUCGGCCCUGUCCUCAUUAUCCUCUUCCCCUCUUCCCCUUGACGGAAUACGGCUGCAUCCCACGCCACUCCCCAGCGCCAGCACCUCUACGACCUGCUGCAUAUCUCACAUCAAACAGCCCCCAUGCAAACUUUUUUGUGGACUGUCAUGCAGGUUUUUAUAGCUUCAACUCUUUUAAGUGGUGAAAAGGGAGUUUUUUUUUUGUUUGGGGUACACCAAUGAUGUUGAAUGCAUGUGUACAUAUAGCUAUAUGAAGUAAUGCUAGCUCAAUCUACCUGCAGUGACAGAUGCAAAAUCAACAAAAAGGCACACAUCCAAAGGAACUAAAAAGAAAAGUAAUAAUCUCCGAUGCUGAAUCACCAGUGACCAUGUCUUAUAUGUGAAAUAAGAAAAGACGAGAAAUGUUUGUUCAUGCAAAACCAUACCUGCGCACUCCAGUGCAGACUAAACUGUGCUAUUUUCACUGCUUUGUGUUUUGGUGAGUGACGCUAGUUUUUAUUGUUACUUUCAGCGAUGCGGCGUAUGCAUUGUCAUGUCUUACCUUUUUUUUGUAUUUUAAGAGAAAGAUGGGACUUUGAGUUUGUGCCUUCGACUGAUGGCCAUUCCAAUAAUUAGUCGCUUUACGCAUGUUUUAUUUUUUCUGCCCUGUCACACGUUUAAGGACAAACUGCGUUAACUUUUCCCAAAGUCUGUAGCAGCUUUUGUUCCCUGCUUGAAACGCUUUUGGGUGAUUCAAAGUACUCACUUAUUUUAGCCACAAGUAUUCUGGGUUUGGGAGCAAGCAGAGGAUGUUUUUUUUAAUCAUUUGCAACCAUUGAAUGAGUAGAAACAGAGUUGUGUGUGUGUG
Messenger RNA from Paralichthys olivaceus (Japanese flounder), 1755 nucleotides. RefSeq names its product family with sequence similarity 168 member B (gene fam168b). The record is from RefSeq and is a predicted model, not a curated record. Lineage: Eukaryota; Metazoa; Chordata; Actinopteri; Pleuronectiformes; Paralichthyidae.